Molecule: messenger RNA, 2419 nt
Organism: Anarrhichthys ocellatus (wolf-eel)
Lineage: Eukaryota; Metazoa; Chordata; Actinopteri; Perciformes; Anarhichadidae
Gene: slc23a1
Product: solute carrier family 23 member 1
Exons: 14
Coding region: 153-2132 (659 amino acids)
Biological process (GO): transmembrane transport
Cellular component (GO): membrane
Molecular function (GO): transmembrane transporter activity
Source: RefSeq, a predicted model, not a curated record
UGUGUGUGUGAGGAGGCUCCAGGUGAAUCUGAUAUCAGCUGAUUGAUUAGUUAAUGAGACUCUACUGGUGUUCAUUUCUUCAGUGAACAGGAAGUGACUGUGUGAUAACAGAAGUUUGGACCUGAGUGAUAAUCAAUAACCAAUAAUAACUGAUGGAGAGAGUAAGUCACCUGAGCAGGUUAAUAAUUGUAGUUAAUGUUGAUGGACUUUCACCUGAAGCUCUCUCGGUCCACUUGUCUCUCUCGUCUACCUGUCUCGCUCUCCCUUUGUUGUUCGGUGGUCGAUCGGCUGAGAUGGAAGACGCCUCAAAGAGUCAUGAUAACCUAGCAAAGGGGCGGAGCCACAAGGCAGACAGGGUUAACCUGCCAAUGGAAGGUGAAGGACACAAUAAACAGCCAAUAGGAGCGCAGGGGGCAAGGUCAGACAUGAUUUACACCAUCGAAGAUGUCCCACCCUGGUACCUGUGUAUUCUACUUGGACUACAGCAUUAUCUGACGUGUUUCAGCGGCACUGUAGCGGUGCCGUUUCUUCUGGCAGAGGCCAUGUGUGUCGGUCGAGACCAGAACACCAUCAGUCAGCUAGUCGGAACCAUUUUCACCACAGUUGGUAUCACAACUCUGAUCCAGACCACCGUAGGAGUCAGGCUUCCUCUCUUUCAGGCCAGUGCAUUUGCUUUCUUGAUUCCUGCCCAAGCGAUCCUCGGUCUUGACCGUUGGCGGUGUCCCAGCGAGGAGGAGAUUUAUGGGAACUGGAGUCUUCCACUCAACACCUCACACAUCUGGCAGCCACGCAUCAGAGAGAUCCAGGGGGCCAUCAUCGUGUCCAGUGCUGUAGAGCUUGUGAUUGGUCUGUGUGGGUUGCCAGGUUUGCUGCUGGAGUACAUCGGCCCACUCACCAUCACUCCAACUGUCUCACUGAUCGGCCUGUCUGUCUUCACCACAGCUGGAGACAGAGCUGGGUCUCACUGGGGCCUGUCAGCACUGUGUAUUUUGCUCAUCGUGCUGUUUGCUCAGUACCUGAGAGAGACUUCACUUCCUGUUCCUGUUUACAGCAGGAAGCAAGGACUGACCUCCACCAGAGUCCAGAUCUUCAAAAUGUUUCCUAUCAUGCUCGCCAUCAUGUUGGUUUGGCUCGUUUGUUACAUUCUCACGCUCACCAACCUGUUGCCGAGCAACCCUGAUACCUACGGACACAAGGCCCGGACAGACGCUCGUGGUGACAUCAUGGCUUCAUCACCCUGGUUCAGAGUACCCUACCCCUGCCAGUGGGGGUUGCCAGUGGUAACGGUUGCCGGGGUGUUGGGGAUGCUGAGUGCCACCAUGGCGGGCAUCGUGGAAUCGAUUGGUGAUUAUUACGCCUGUGCUCGUCUGUCUGGAGCCACACCCCCUCCAGUCCACGCCAUUAACAGGGGGAUCUUCACUGAAGGCGUUUGCUGCAUCAUUGCUGGUCUUUUAGGGACAGGAAACGGCUCCACCUCCUCCAGUCCAAAUAUAGGCGUUCUGGGCAUCACCAAGGUUGGCAGCAGGCGUGUGGUGCAGUACGGAGCUGGUAUCAUGUUAAUAUUGGGGUCAGUUGGGAAGUUCACGGCUCUGUUCGCGUCCCUGCCAGAUCCUAUCCUUGGAGGAAUGUUCUGCACUCUUUUUGGUAUGAUCACAGCCGUCGGUCUCUCUAACCUGCAGUUCGUGGAUUUGAACUCGUCAAGAAAUCUUUUUGUUCUGGGAUUCUCGAUGUUCUUCGGUCUGACUCUGCCAAUGUACUUGGACAAACACCCCAGCUCCAUUAACACAGGUCUUGCAGAGCUGGAUCAGAUCCUGACGGUUCUUCUGUCCACCGAGAUGUUUGUUGGAGGUUUUCUGGCUUUUUGUCUCGACAACACAAUACCAGGUUCCAAGCAGGAGCGAGGUUUAGUUGAGUGGAGGUCCUCUUCCUCCUCUUCCUCCUCGUAUGAUCUUCCUUUGGGGAUGGGUCUGGUCAGACGGACUCGAUGGCUCAGAUGCUUUCCCAUCAGCCCCUCCUUCAGAGGUUUCCAGGCUUCUGAACCCCUGCAGCUGCCUGAGGAGGAGGAGGUGGCGGUGCAAGAAAGAGGAGAGGAGGAAGCUCCUGACAUCGACCUGCCGGGUACCAAGGUUUGAGUGGGAAUCAAACCUGUGACGUGUCUGAACUGUUUUAGUCAGUUAUUGACGUAAAUCUUCAGUUGAUCAGAUUUGUGAAUGUUUUACUGGUGAUUUAUUAAUCUGCUGAUUUUGCCUUCACUUCACGUGAUUCAGACUUUAAUCACAAUCAGACUCUUAAAUUCAGAUUACGAGAUUUUAUUAAAGUGCGACAGUGAUCCUAGCAGUUGGAGCUCGUCUAAAGUUUAGAUAAACAUGAAACUCCUUUUUGAAUAUCAAAACAAAAGAUUAAUAAAUGUUUUACAAAA